Molecule: messenger RNA, 715 nt
Organism: Amphimedon queenslandica
Lineage: Eukaryota; Metazoa; Porifera; Demospongiae; Haplosclerida; Niphatidae
Product: trichohyalin-like
Exons: 2
Coding region: 111-542 (143 amino acids)
Molecular function (GO): ATP binding
Source: RefSeq, a predicted model, not a curated record
AGAAGAAGUAUCAGCAGCAACUACAGACAGGAAGAAGAAUAUGGUUGGAGGAGUACCAGAAACCAAGAAAAGGAGAUACAGCUGAUAUUGAGCAAACCGUACAAGCUCUUAUGAAGAGUCUUGAAGAGAAGGAGAGAGAAGCACAAGUUUAUCAUCAACAAUUGGAGCAGAAGGAAAGAGAAGAGGCAAAGAAAGAUCAAAAAAUAAGAAGAUAUCGUCAUCAGCUACAAGAGAAGGAUAGGGAGCAUCAGGUGGUACUGCAGGAGAAGGAUAGGGAGCAUCAGGUGGUACUGCAGGAGAAGGAUAGGGAGCAUCAGGUGGUACUGCAGGAGAAGGAUAGGGAGCUACGUCAGUCUCAAGAGGCAGUUCGUAGGUACCAGCAACAAGCACUUACUGAUGAUCACUGGGUUAUUAAUAAAGAUGAGGUGACUUUGACAAAAGAGGAGUUAGGAAGAGGAUCUUAUGCUGUCGUUACAGUUGGUAUCUUUAGAGGUUUAAGAGUAGCUGUCAAGUCACUUCAUACUAUCAUCAUCUCAGAUUAAUCUACGUCUCUUCUCCAGGGAAAUGAGUAUAGCAUCACGAGUACGUCAUCCUAACCUGGUCCAGUUUAUUGGUGCAACUAAAGUGGGUAAUCCUCUCGUCUUGACUGAGCUGAUGAGCACUAGUCUUAAUCAGGAGCUUCGCAGAAACCGAUUAACUAAUCAACAGAUUCUGA